Messenger RNA from Perkinsus marinus ATCC 50983, 317 nucleotides. RefSeq lists its product as hypothetical. The transcript has a single exon. Lineage: Eukaryota; Perkinsozoa; Perkinsida; Perkinsidae. The record is from RefSeq and is a predicted model, not a curated record. The annotation marks the transcript as partial.
GAUCAGAGGAUGGGGCGUCUCCUCCGGUCACGAUGGUGCAGAACGCCGCUGACUUGUGGCAAAUCAUUGCUAAUUCCUCCACGAAGAAAGACAUAGUCAGUACUGGCAGUGGACCGACACCGAGGCUCCAGACCGACGUCUCUUCAUUCCCCCCUGUGAUCUCGGAAGAUGUCAGCGCUGGUCGGGAAGGAGAGUGUCACGACGUGUCGGAACCGAAAGGGAAGUGGUCGUUGUUGGCUUGUGGGGAAUCUACCCAGGGUACGAUGGUCAAACAUCAUCACUGCGCUCACCAGCAAGGGGUUCCCGCCGCAGUCAAG